Aspergillus wentii DTO 134E9 is the source of this 1809-nucleotide messenger RNA. It is a transcript of the gene ilv3B, whose product is annotated as putative mitochondrial dihydroxy acid dehydratase. Gene Ontology annotation, biological process: branched-chain amino acid biosynthetic process. The record is from RefSeq and is a predicted model, not a curated record. The coding region runs from base 1 to 1809 and encodes 602 amino acids. Gene Ontology annotation, cellular component: mitochondrion. NCBI's taxonomy places the organism in Eukaryota, Fungi, Ascomycota, Eurotiomycetes, Eurotiales, Aspergillaceae. Gene Ontology annotation, molecular function: dihydroxy-acid dehydratase activity. The transcript is spliced from 3 exons.
AUGGCCUCUAACAAACUGGGGGAGGGCAAAUACCUCAAUUUCAACAGUCUGCCGGACGAUGCCAAACAUGAAGAUGGCACCCAGGCGUUGAACAGACAUUCCACUACCAUCACAAGAGGCCAUGACUUUCCAGGAGCUCAGGCAAUGCUAUUCGCAGCCGGUAUCCCUGAUCGAAAUGCCAUGACAAAGAGCCCCCAAGUCGGUAUUGCUUCGGUGUGGUGGGAGGGUAACCCGUGUAACAUGCAUCUGCUGGACCUGGGAAAGACAGUGAAGAAGGCUGUUACGGAUCAGGGCAUGAUCGGGUGGCAGUAUAACACCAUUGGAGUUUCGGAUGCUAUCACAAUGGGAAGUGAAGGGAUGAGAUUUUCUCUUCAAACCCGUGAAAUCAUUGCCGACAGUGUCGAGACUGUGACCUGUGCACAGUACCAUGAUGCUUGUAUCGCUAUUCCCGGAUGCGACAAGAACAUGCCCGGUGUUGUAAUGGGAAUGGCACGCCACAACCGCCCUUCCAUCAUGAUCUACGGCGGAACUAUUCAGAUCGGAUACUCGGAAUUUCUUCGAAAACCCAUCAAUGUCUCUACCUGCUUCGAGGCUGCUGGUGCUUACACCUAUGACACACUGCGCCAACCGGACGAUGGUGGUGAUACCAGCAAGACCAAGGAUGAAAUUAUGGACGACCUUGAGAGACACGCCUGUCCCAGUGCUGGUGCAUGCGGCGGCAUGUUCACGGCUAACACAAUGGCAACGGCAAUCGAAUCAAUGGGUUUGUCAUUGCCCGGAUCGUCUUCGACGCCUGCCUCUUCCCCAUCAAAGAUGCGCGAGUGUGCCAAGGCUGCGGACGCUAUUAGGGUCUGUUUGGAGAAAAACAUCAAACCCCGGGACCUGUUGACGAAACGCUCCUUUGAAAAUGCCCUGAUCAUGACUAUGGCCCUGGGAGGAAGUACCAAUGGUGUUCUCCAUUUCCUUGCUAUGGCUCGGACUGCGGAUGUGGAUCUGACGCUGGAUGACAUUCAGAGAGUCAGCGACAAGAUUCCAUUCAUUGCCGACCUUGCCCCCAGCGGCAAGUACUACAUGGCGGAUCUCUAUGACAUCGGUGGCAUUCCGUCUGUCCAGAAGUUGUUGAUCGCAGCUGGCCUGCUUGACGGCGAUAUUCCGACAAUUACAGGCAAAACACUGGCACAAAACGUCGCAUCCUUCCCGUCUCUGCCGGAUGACCAGGUAAUCAUCCGUCCUUUGAACAACCCCAUCAAGGCUACCGGUCACCUACAAAUUCUUCGCGGAAACCUGGCUCCCGGUGGUGCUGUGGCCAAAAUCACAGGCAAGGAAGGUCUCCGAUUCACGGGUAAGGCAAUGGUAUUUGACAAGGAGUUCGGACUCAAUGAAGCUCUGGACCAGGGCAAGAUUCCCCGGGGUGAAAACCUGGUGAUCAUUGUGCGCUACGAGGGCCCUAAGGGUGGACCGGGAAUGCCAGAGCAGCUCAAGGCUAGUGCAGCACUUAUGGGUGCCAAACUCACAAACGUAGCUCUAAUCACGGAUGGACGGUACUCAGGGGCCAGUCACGGAUUCAUCGUUGGCCACAUUGUGCCCGAGGCCGCGGCAGGGGGGCCGAUUGCCAUUGUUCGGGACGGCGACGUGGUGACCAUCAACGCCGAAAACAAUGAAAUCAGCAUGGACGUAUCGGAUGAGGAAAUCCAACAACGAUUGAGGGGGUGGAAACCCCCAGUGCCACAUGUGACGCGUGGUGUGUUGGCCAAAUAUGCGAGAUUGGUUGGGGACGCAUCUCACGGUGCGAUGACCGAUUUGUUCUAG